Messenger RNA from Fopius arisanus, 1810 nucleotides. It is a transcript of the gene mRpS30, whose product is annotated as mitochondrial ribosomal protein S30. Lineage: Eukaryota; Metazoa; Arthropoda; Insecta; Hymenoptera; Braconidae. Gene Ontology annotation, cellular component: mitochondrion; mitochondrial large ribosomal subunit; ribosome. The transcript has 4 exons. Gene Ontology annotation, molecular function: structural constituent of ribosome. Gene Ontology annotation, biological process: translation. The record is from RefSeq and is a predicted model, not a curated record. Bases 115 to 1761 code for a protein of 548 amino acids.
CCAUGGGCGGUAAGCCGAAGGAUGCGUUCUCAUGUGAACAUUCCUGGAGUGGUAGUGUCAUGGCAUGAUUAACCUCAAACUCAUAUCGCGUAUGAAAAUAAGAAAGUGCCGAUAAUGUUGUUGAUAAAUUUAAAUUCACGUUUAUGCAUAAAAUAUCCAGCACCAGCUAAAAUAAUUCGAUUCUCGAGUGGUGCAGUGGCAACAAUACAAAAUCAAACCGAAAAAGUUGAAUAUCCUCCAAUACUAGAUACUCGCUUUAAAGCAUCUUACAGGAGAUACCUGGAGAAAAAACACGAUGCGGUGAAGAAUGUCAAAACUGUCGAGGAAAAGAUGAUAAAACUUAAUAUGCCGAAAUAUUGGGGAUUUAAAACGCUAAUGUAUGAAGAGGGAAGGAUUUUUUAUAAUGAGCUGCCGCAUGCUCAGUACAUCACGAGAACGCAUGUUAUGAGGGAGCCAAAAUUGCCGGACAGUUAUGACAAUCUGAUGGCAUCCGAUGAUUUGGAGGGAUUGGUCAAGGAGAUUAAGGAGUUGUUUGACGAUGGAAUUGCUUUUGAACUUGUUGGUAGAAGUCGAGCCCAGGAAAUAUCCGAUGAAAUGCUCAAGAAACCCGACAAGAAAGAAAACUGGGUGGGUGAGAUUGUAGCAAAACAAACAAAUCGAAUUUUAACGUCAAUCCUAGUCAGUCGUUAUCCUCAUCUUCUCUCAACUGAGGUUGAUUUCAAUCCUCGAGUGGAAGCUUUUUGGUUUGCGGGGGGCAUUGAGCUCCACCCCGGCAUAAUUAAUUUAAGAAAGCGCAAGAGCUGGCACGACGUACUUGAUGAACCGAACGAUAGAGCCCUUCAAUACUUAGGGAGUCCAUCGCUACAUUUGAGACACAGACUACCCUUGAGAGAAAUUAUGCCGUUAUCCGAGUGUGAAAAUCCAGAAUACGAUAUUCCCACAUUCAAAUAUGAUCCAAGGACACAGGGGCACAGUGCACAACGAAGACAUGGAACGAGUAUACCUGGAUUUUGGCCGGGAGAUGUCAAUGAAUUUGGACUCAUGUCGUAUCACAAACGGGGCUAUAUGCUAACAAGAUUGGGAGACGAUGGACUUGAGGCAUUGAAGACUCAGGCUAUUUUUGCGAACUGGGGAUGGCUGCUGGCUCAAGCCUGUCAUCUAGGCUUUUCGACGUACAAUGAUAUUACAUAUCCCCUAGUAAAUCAAGCUGUGAUCACAAAUGGCCAAUGGUGGUCGUUCAGCGUGUACCAAUUGAAUACAACUCUCGUGAACAAUUGGCACAAUGAUUCAAAUCCAAAACGAAAUAUUUUAUGGAUGACGGAACCCAUGAAGCUGUAUGAGACAAUAGAGAAUGGCAAACUCAUCGGCGUGAAUGAUGAUGUACUAAAAACUCUGAUCAAAUUUUACGCCAAUGCACCAGAAGAGAGGGAAGGGGUGGUUAGUAAACCGUACCUGGGGGAAGAUGAAAAAUUGACGGCCGAUAUUGAACACGAUGACAGAAGGAAUUUCGUUGAGAACUGUUACAAAUUACUGAUGUCUAACAGACCUCGGCACAAAGUACCACCUGAGCUUUAUCACUGGGAGUGGAUAUACAAACAUCUAUUCAAAACCCGACCACUUGAUAAGCGUCGCACUCCAUGGGAUUAUGGCAUCAAUCCAUACACCCGCAGACUUGAUGAGCAUCGACUUAAAUACAUCCCAAAGAAGUUUAGACCUGUAAAUAAACCGCGAGACAAGUACGCUCCGAACUAUUAUCCAUGAUGUUAUUAUUCAUAAUUAUAGUAUUGUAAAAAUGAAUAAAACCAGUGAA